GUAAUUUUUGAUGAACGAAAUAUACAUGUCAAAAGAAUUUGUUUAAGACAAUGAGAAAUAUAUAGUAGAAGAGAAAAAUUACAUCAGCAUAAUUUGAAAAUGAUUAUCAAUUUAUGCAGUUUGGAUUAUGGAACUGGAUUAGCAUACAACUAUUAUUAUGGAUAUUUAAAAGUUAUACUUCCUUCAACUGGCAGUCUUAAUAAAGGAUUAAUUGAGAAAAUAGAAAAUACUGAAGAUAUACAUAAUAUAAAUAUAACGGUCCAUAAACUAUUUAUUUUGAUUCCUUCAUCAUCAUAUAUUCCACCUGAUCUUAAAGAAGCUUCAUAUCAAUGGAUGGAAAGUGCAAUGGAUUUGGAAGAUGAAGUACGUAAUCGAGCAGGAGUAAAAAGCAGAUCAUAUCACAAUAGUGUAUAUAAAAUUUAUCCUAAUGGACAAAGAUCAAAUGUACCUCAAUAUAUAGUGGUAGAAGGUGCAACACCUUUAUUAACUUUUUUUGAAGUUCAAAAACACAGUCAUUCAGAAACAAAUAUAUAUAAAAAAUAUUGUAAAGAAAUCGUACAGAAAUUUUAUAUAAAAUUACAAGAACUAAUAGAUAAUGAUCCAGAAUGUGCAGACCUUUGUGAAUUAAUUUAUUAUGAUGAUUAUGAUCGUAAUAAAACUAAGAUUAAUAUUGCAAAAAUCUUAUUAGAGAGAUUAUCAAAAAUUAAAACAUAAAUGUAAAAAAUAAUACAUCAAAAUUUUAACAUAUUUUACAAAUAUAAAAUAUUUUCAGUCAUUGUAAUU
Messenger RNA from Apis laboriosa (Himalayan honeybee), 783 nucleotides. It is a transcript of the gene Sting, whose product is annotated as stimulator of interferon genes protein. Gene Ontology annotation, biological process: reticulophagy; positive regulation of type I interferon production; autophagosome assembly. The transcript is spliced from 2 exons. The coding region runs from base 100 to 714 and encodes 204 amino acids. NCBI's taxonomy places the organism in Eukaryota, Metazoa, Arthropoda, Insecta, Hymenoptera, Apidae. The record is from RefSeq and is a predicted model, not a curated record. Gene Ontology annotation, cellular component: autophagosome; endoplasmic reticulum membrane. Gene Ontology annotation, molecular function: cyclic-di-GMP binding; 2',3'-cyclic GMP-AMP binding.